GAAUCGAGCAUCGUCGUUGAAGGCAAAUUCCAGGGACUGUCUGAUCCACCACCAUCACAGGGAUCUCAUAACGAUUUAGAGGGCAGCGCACAUGAAUUCUCAGAGCCACUACAAGCAUACAGGCCAUACGAAGUUUCUGAAAUAUCACCCACACAUUAUGGAUCAGGCAGCGCCUCAGGGAGUAUGCGGCGUGACUCUGCCGAAUUGGUCCCGGCCUGUAAGUCGAGCAACGCCUCAGAGAGUGGGCAUCACGAAGCUUAUGAACGUUCAACAUCUUAUAGAUCAAGUUCGACCUCAGACAUAAGCUCUGAGGAAUUCUCUGGGACGCUUCGAGGCGAUGGAUCAGAGCAAACCUCAGGAGACAUGGAACUUAAGGGUCGUGGUUCGCCCAGGUUACAUAGAUCUGCGACGACUGCUGAUAGUCCACAGGCGAUACCAGUGAAUGCUCGUAGUGCCUCGUGGCCACAAGUCAGGUCAAUUGACUCAAUUUUUGAAGAUCCUGUUAAGAAUUAUCAUUGGGAUGAAGUUCUAGCUAUGACGGAUAAUUGGGAAUCCAAGCGACUUGGAAAGGGUGGUUUUGGUGCUGUGUUCCUGGGGAAGUUGCAAGAUGGAAGAGAGGUGGCGGUGAAAGUCCUUGAUGCGUCUUCUCAGCAAGGAACAAAUGAAUUUCUUAAUGAGGUAAAUCUUCUCAAAAGAGUGAACCAUGUGAAUCUGGUGAGGCUCCUAGGCUUUUGCGAUGAGAAGAGACAGGUUCUAAUAUACGAAUUUGCUGAAGAAGGGAGCAUAUGGGACCAUCUUCAAGUGGGAGGAAAGCCCCUUGAAUGGAAGCAGCGUCUCAACAUUGCACUACACUCUGCUUGCGGGCUUGAAUAUUUGCACACCGGCUGCAGUUCUAGAAUCAUCCAUAGGGACAUCAAGAGUCAAAAUAUUCUUCUCACGAAGAGCAUGGUUGCCAAGGUCGCUGAUUUUGGCCUGUCAAAGUUGGGCAGCGACCAAGACAAUCUAAUGAAAACGCAUGUUACUACCAUGGUGAGGGGAACUCUUGGGUAUUUGGAUCCAGAGUAUGUUUUCUUCACUCAAUGCGAUGGGUUUUCAGGCUGAGUGAACUGGUUUGUGUAGAUUAAUCCACCACUACUCAUGCUUGAUUCUGCUCAUUUCGAUGAUUUUAGUUGAGCUCCGCAAGUUUGCAUUCUUUUCUGACGA
Physcomitrium patens is the source of this 1203-nucleotide messenger RNA. RefSeq names its product receptor-like protein kinase HERK 1. The record is from RefSeq and is a predicted model, not a curated record. Lineage: Eukaryota; Viridiplantae; Streptophyta; Bryopsida; Funariales; Funariaceae. Gene Ontology annotation, biological process: protein phosphorylation. Gene Ontology annotation, molecular function: protein kinase activity; ATP binding.